AUGUAUUCUCUAAAGGGGCAUUCGAGGAGCGCUAGGAACGGGAAGCGAGACUGGAACGUUGUGUCCCAGGGACCUGCAGAUAGCCACAAUGCUCGCCAAGGACGCCAUCUCGUUCAGGCCGUCGUGCGCUUUGCCCUUCUAGAGCUUCCGAGAGUCCAUACGAAGCUUGGUUCCGAUGCCCACUUGUUGCAUGUGGCUGAAAAGCUCCUGCUCCAUGGACUCGAAGGAGGGUCAGUGCGCCAGAACUGUUCUGCACCUGAAGUUGACCCGGGUUCCGUGGCUAUUGCAGAAGGAGACCCUGGACCAGCCUGCGAGGUUCAUCCCAAUAGCGGCGAAAUGGUGGUCGAAGUCAGGUCGCGGGGCGUGAUUGGAAUCGAACCGCCAUGCAUUCAACGCCAUCGACAUGGUACUGGUCCCCAAUAG
Molecule: messenger RNA, 423 nt
Organism: Neoarthrinium moseri
Lineage: Eukaryota; Fungi; Ascomycota; Sordariomycetes; Amphisphaeriales; Apiosporaceae
Exons: 2
Coding region: 1-423 (140 amino acids)
Source: RefSeq, a predicted model, not a curated record